AUGACCACAAAGAAGAUGAAGAAGACAACCUCGGAGGUGCUCCUCAGACAUCCCUUUGUGCACACUGGGUUGGCGUCUGGUGGCAGCAAGCAGGGCACAGCAAUCCCUGUCCUAGUGCCCCGACCCUCCCUGUCACUGCACCCCAGCCAGGGAGUGUCCCUGGCGAACAAUGUCACCCUGCGCUGCCACCUGCCCCGGCUGGCUGCCUGGGUCUGGCUGUACCAGGAAAGAGGUUGGUCGUACAACAAGGGGAAGGAGAAGGAGCAGAACGCGGCCGAGUUCUCCUUUGUUAGCACACAGCGGGAACACGCAGGUCGUUAUCGGUGUCAGUACCGGGUGUCUUGGUCAGUAGGGGCAUCAGAGAAGAGUGACCCCGUGGAGCUGGUGCUGACAGAUCACAGUUAUUCCCCACCCAGCAUUUCCAUUCACCCCGAGCAAUGUGUGGAGAUGGGGACCAACAUCACCAUCCGCUGCUGGAACAAGGACUACGGGGCCGCCUUCCUCCUGCACAAGGAUGGGAGCUCAGACCCUCUCCAGCGCCAGGACCCCAGUGGUGGAGGUGCUGCAAACUUUACUCUCCUGGUGGUGACCCCAGCUGACAGUGGCACCUACAGGUGCUCCUAUCGCCCCAGGGGUUACCCCUUUGUGUCCUCACCCCUUGGGGACAGCGUGAUGCUGGAGGUGACAACCACAGCUGCACCCUUAGGUGGGUCUGAGCCCCCCCAUUUGCAUGCCCCCCAUCAUGGAUGGGUGGCUGUGUCUCUGCAUCCAGUCUGCAUGGGGGUUGUGGCUGGCAAUAGGGACACCCAAACACCUGGACCCCACAGGUGCCGAGGAGCAGUCCCGGGCCAAUCUGGUGAUGGCACUGGUGAGGGGCUUUGUGGCUGCACUCGUCUUUGGCCUCGGAGUCUUCUUUGUCAUCGAUGCCCGCAGCCUCUGGAUACGGAGAGAUGACAACUGUGGUGCCCCCCCAGUGACAGUGACCGUCUGACCUACGCCGAGAUUCGUGCAGUGACCCCUGCUGAUACCCCCACACCCGCAGUACUUCAUUUUUAAGUACUCUGUUACACUUCUUCUGCAGCAGCCAUAACCUCAGUUUUCCAGAAGGUAGCAGAGAAGGCAAUAACACCAGUGUAAAAUUAUCCUUUAUCCCUGUCGCUCAUUCAUUGUUACUAGGACAUCCCCUAAUUUUGUUGCAGCGCAGUUGAUUGGCUGAUGGUGGACAGUUCAUUAAAUGGUCUUCUGUUGUUCCUCAGAGUCACUGUCUGACGCUGUUGCCCUGGAGAGCCCAGGCAAGCACGGACAGCCCUACUGGGGCACUGUGCAGAGAGUGUGGCGUGCGUUGGGGGACACCAUGCCGGGCGACACACUCACAGCCCUCUGGGGACAGUGUGUGACACCCCAGGGUUGAGAGAGUGUGGGGCGCCUCAACAGUCACAGUGUGCAGAGUGCACCAAUCCAGUUGUCCCACCCCAGAG
This is a messenger RNA of Gallus gallus (chicken), 1478 nucleotides long. It is a transcript of the gene CHIRL8, whose product is annotated as platelet glycoprotein VI-like. The record is from RefSeq and is a predicted model, not a curated record. Bases 1 to 954 code for a protein of 317 amino acids. The transcript is spliced from 6 exons. NCBI's taxonomy places the organism in Eukaryota, Metazoa, Chordata, Aves, Galliformes, Phasianidae.